Chanos chanos (milkfish) is the source of this 6207-nucleotide messenger RNA. RefSeq names its product immunoglobulin superfamily, member 9b (gene igsf9b). Lineage: Eukaryota; Metazoa; Chordata; Actinopteri; Gonorynchiformes; Chanidae. The coding region runs from base 1 to 6207 and encodes 2068 amino acids. The record is from RefSeq and is a predicted model, not a curated record. The transcript is spliced from 20 exons. Gene Ontology annotation, molecular function: protein binding. Gene Ontology annotation, biological process: cell-cell adhesion.
AUGGCCCAGGAGAGACUCUGGGUUCUGGGCAUCACUUUUGCUGCCGCCCUCUGUCUGUUACGUCCCUCACACAGCGCCGAGCCGGUGGUUCGGGGAAGGGUAGGGGGGGCGGCUGAACUUGGCUGCAGCCUCACUCCCUCCUCGGGUGGGACCACCACGCCAAAUCUCUUCCCCCUGCACGUUGUGGAAUGGGUACGACUCGGAUACAACGUCCCUAUCCUCAUCAAAUUUGGAGUAUAUACUCCCCGUGUGCAUCCAAACUACAAGGGUCGUGUGUCUUUGACACAGGGGGCGUCUCUUCGAGUGGAAGAGCUGACUUUGGAAGACGAAGGCUGGUUUGAAUGUCGCAUUCUGUUGCUGGAUAAAACCACAGAGGAGUUUCAGAAUGGCACCUGGACCUUCCUCUCAAUUACAGCUCCCCCAGUGUUUAUAAAGAAGCCCCCUGCUUUUGUGGAGGUUCUUCUGGGCGAACCCCUCACUCUGAACUGCAAUGCCCACGGUAACCCCAAACCAACUGUCACUUGGAGAAAAGAUGAAACUCCGCUGGAAAAACAGAAGGAAAUUGAGGUAGUCAAUGGCACCUUGUCUUUGACUAAGGUUACCAGGGAGACGUCAGGAAUGUACAAGUGUCACGUGUCCAACUUGGAGGGCAAUCUAACUCAUACUACCCAGCUGCUGGUCAAAGGUCCACCAAUCAUCACCCUCCCUCCAGAGGACACCAUCAUGAACAUGUCCCAGGAUGCAGUUCUUCAAUGCCAAGCUGAUGCUUACCCAUCCAAUCUCACUUACGAGUGGUGGAAAGAGGGCGAAAACGUGUUUCACGUAGAAUCUCUGAAAUCACGUGUGAAGGUUUUAGUGGAUGGAUCCCUCCUCAUCUCUAGUCUUAUCCCAGAUGACUCUGGGAACUAUACAUGCACACCUACGAAUGGACUUCUCACCCCACCCUCCGCCUCUGCCAACCUCAAAGUAAAACACCCUGCACGGGUAGUCCGGAUGCCCAGGGAGACCUACCUCCCCACAGGCAUGGAGGGAACCAUAGUCUGCCCCGUCCAGGCUGAGCCACCGAUGCUGUUUGUCAACUGGACCAAAGAUGGAGAUGUGUUGGACUUGGACCAGCUCCCUGGCUGGAUGGUCAACUCUGAAGGCUCAGUGUUCAUAGCAACAGCCAAUGAUGAUGCAGUUGGUAUGUACACCUGCACUGCCUACAACAGCUAUGGGACCAUGGGCCAGUCAGAACCCACCCAAGUCAUUCUGGAGGACCCUCCUUCAUUCAUGGUGGCCCCUCGGGCAGAAUACCUUCAGGAGGUGGGCAGGGAGUUGGUGAUCCCUUGCCAGGCACAUGGAGACCCUUCUCCAAAUAUCACCUGGACCAAGGUUGGUUCCAAUCCUCGCUCUCCAUACUCCGUAUCAUCAAAUGGUUCUCUGGUCCUGCGUCCUCUUAGCAAGGACCACCAGGGGGCGUGGGAGUGCCAUGCCACAAAUCGUGUAGCCACAGUCAGCGCAAGCACUUUGGUGUUAGUAUUGGGAACCAGCCCUCAUGCUGUGACAUCAGUGUCAGUAGAUCCUGGGAUGAAUCAGGCCAAUGUGUCAUGGGAGCCUGGAUUUGAUGGAGGUUACACUCAAAAGUUCUCUGUCUGGGUGAAGCCCACCAAAAGAGGGAAACAUGAGUGGUCAUCUCUUCCUGUGCCCACUUCGAAAACUUACCUCCUGGUAACAGGACUUAUUGCUGGGACCAGUUACCAGUUUAGCGUGCUGCCUCAGAACAAGCUGGGCUCAGGACCCUUCAGUGAGAUCGUCACUGUCAGGACUUUGGCACCCCCAACAGAGUCUCCUACUGAACCACCGUUUGCUCCUCCUACCUUGCUCUCAGCCAAUCGCACAGCAGUAGGUAUUCUCCUGCAGUGGGUGCCACCCACAGCUGAAUCUUCAUCCAUCACUGGAUUUGUUCUCCAGGCGAGACGUGAAAAGGGGGAGUGGGUUACUCUUGAUGGAGCCAUCAGUGUCAAUACAAGUGAAUUAAUUGUUCAAGGAUUAGUAAAGGAUGCUAACUAUGAGCUGAGAUUACUGUCCCGUGGGGACAAACUUCUGAGUGAGCCCAGUGAAGUCAUCAACGUCUCUACAAAAGAUAUGGAGAUGUACCCAGCUGAGCCCAGCCUUCUGGCAUUUGUGCCUGAGCCCCUAUUGGCCGGUGUGACUGGGGGCGUAUGCUUUUUGUUUGUGGCCAUCAUCCUGUCCCUUGUGACAGCGUGUGUGAUGAACCACAGGAGAGGGCAAAGACGAAGGAAGAGAAGAGACGAUAUCCCCUCUGCCUUCCAGAAGAGUCCAUCUUCAGAAGCUUGCUCGCCUUCUGACAGCCCCGACAGCGUGCUGAAGUUGAAACUCUGCCCUCCCCUCUCCUUUUUCCCCAACUCCUCAUCCUCUGACCGCUCUGAUCGCUCCUCUUUUGAUAAAGGCAGCCGCAGUGAGUACCAGGACCAGAAGAAACAGCUACUCUCUUCAUCUUCUCCUCCUCCUCAUUAUACCCUUUUUGAGAGCCACCUUGGAGGCUCCCCAUCACCAACCUCUGCUCUUGAGUCCAUAUCCAGAGGUCCUGACGGCCGUUUCAUAGUGAAGCCCUACCCUGACGGCUCCACACCAACACAUAUCAAGAAAAAUCUAAAAAAAGACUUCCCUCAAUCACCUGGGAAAGGAAGUGGUGGAGGAAGUAUCAGAGUUUCUUUCAAAGGCUCUCCCAAGUCAAGCUCUCUGAGCUCAGAUAGGGAAGAGAGGAAGGAGCGAUCUCCUGCAUUGUCUGUGAAUUCACAAGACUCUGAGAGGCCUUCACACUCCCCAGGUAGGGUGAAGGCUAUGGCUAGAAAUUUCUCCCGCCAUGGCUGCUUUUAUUCAGAUGAGGAGCAGGGCGGUUCAGAGGCACUGCUGGAAAGGACAAGCUUCUACUCAGACUCCACCGAGAGAAAGACCUAUGACUCUCUGAAGAAAUAUUGUAUCUCUGGCCACCCAGAGGACGUUUUCCCUAGUCUGGCGAGAAGAGCCCGUGCUCUGGAGCGAGAGAGGCUGCUACAUUCCACAGGCUACCAGCCAAUAGACAGAGACAGUUGUCUAACUGAGCCAAGCACUAUGAUGUCACAGCUGGAGGAUGAACAAGAGAUGGACAACAUUAGCAAGUGUCUGAAGCUAGUAAAGGAAAGGGAGGAGAUGGAAAGAGAAUUGGAAAGCUAUACGGCCACUCGCAGAGUUCAGGAGAGAGAGAGAGAGGAGAGGCGUUCCAAGUCAGCCAGUCCCCUGAGGAGAUGGACUGGGGCAGUGGCAGAGGACCCAGUAUGGAAACCUCAGGACAUUCAAUUACGAUACAAAAACAAGCGGCCUAGCAGUUUGGCCCAGCGUGUAUCUGACUACCGGAGGGGCUGUUACUUUGGCCACACCAGUAGUCCUAUGGAGAGGCUCCCCUCUUCUUCAUCCUACAUUCAGUGGGACAUUAGCCCUGUUAGCUCCCCCACCAGUCUAGUGCCUGCGCAGAGCCUCUCAGAAGGGAACACACCUCGCUCCUUGCGCCCAAAGACACCUCAGCAAAGCAUGGCAACAGCAGAUUUCUCAGAGUCACCCAUUACACAGUGCACCUCUCUCUCUCUUCUCUCUCCUAAAACAGAAAGCCCUCCUUCAUCUGUGACUGACUUGGGUAAGAGUCGAGCCAGGUACCCUGAGAGACUCUUAGAUCAAGACCAAGAGAUGGACAGCAAGAGAUCUUUAGCUAAAGAAGCCUGGAAGGAGGAGAGAGAGAUGGAAAAAGCCCUUAAGCCCACAUCCUCCACCAUGCAUGACACACAGCCACCUGAAGGACAUGUAUUAGAACAUGCUAGGUCUGUUCUAAGAGAUAGAGAGAGGGAACCAAGUCCUGGACAGCCUUAUCACAACCUUAGCCUUCACAGUACCGCACAUUUAGAAGAAGGGAGACCUGAACAGGAAGGUAGAAGGUUAAACCACAGUGCUUCUGGAUGCUCCACCUUGCCCUAUGAUCAACAAAAAGCAUCAGCAAAGGGGACAGUAACAGACAGUGAUAGCAAAGUUGUCGACGAGCCCAGCACUUCAUCAGCAUAUCUUGAACAGGAGAGAGAGGCUGUACGGGCACGUUCACGCAAGAGUGACAAAUGCAUCUUCAGUGACAGCCCUAGUCGUGUUUCCCCUCUAACGCUUUUGGAAAAUGAGUGUGAAAGUGACCAGUCAAAUUUCUCUGCUGCUAGGAUGUCAGACUCUAUGAAAGCUAAGCUGGCUUCACAGCCUGCCAGAAUGUCCCCUUUGCAGACCAGUGCCAUUUUAGAGUAUCUUAGCUUGCCAGGCUUUAUUGAAAUGAGUGUAGAUGAUCCAAUUGAGGACAGCGAGGUUGCUGAAUCAACAUGGCUUAAGACAGAACAAGAGACAGGGAGUCUAAUUAGAGAUGAGCCAGAUGUGGUUCCAAAAAACUGGGAGGCUCACUCACAGGACCACUCUGAAGCAAAAGCAGGCUCUGACAGUGCAGUUGUCUCAGAUUGCAGGACACCUAUUACUCCUGUUGGACAUUCAAAACAUGGGGUUAUCCCAGAUUCUAAACAUUCAUCACAGGUACUACCAAGAGACACAACUUGCAGGAUAGGAGGUCCUGAGAGAAGCACUGAGAAAGUUUUGGAAUGCAGAGGUAGACAUAAGAGUUCUCAGCAAUUGCUCUCUCAGAAGAGCCAAAGUUCUGAAAAGCAACCCACUAGAUUUAGUUCAUCACAGACAUUAAUGAGUAUGGCUAAAAGUGUUGCAGCAAUUGCUUCCAAAAGUCCUGACCAAGCUGAAGGCACAACAGAAUCUACUUCAGGACAAUCCCAAAGACCUCACUCUCAGGGCAACAGGACUAAUAAAAUAGCCUCUAGGAUCUCUCAAGCUCCCAUGCCUUUCAUGAAGAAAUCAAUCAGCAUAGGCCCAUGUAGAACUCUCUCAGGCAUUGGGCAACCCCGACCAUUCCUAAAGAAAUCCAUUAGUUUGGGAUCUCAAAGGUGGGAGCAUUAUGAAAACCCCAGGACUUAUAUCUCAGAGACCUGUUACAGAGAUGAAUUUCCCAUCCCUGAUGUACGGAUCAAAUCCUACAGUUUGGGCCGCACACCUGCAGCCCCUUUAUCCAGGCCAGGUCCUUCGUGGCAAGGUGCAGUCCCCUCACGAACUCCAAGCAAUUACAGUCUCGAGCCACUUCACUAUGGCAACAUGCCCUAUAUGACCUCUUCCUACCUCAAACAUGGUGCUCCAGCACCAGUAAUGGAUCCACCAUGGCCCAUGGAACACUUAUUUUCAGCCCAACGUGAAUCUUUGGAUCCACGACGACAGGCCACUGUCUUUCCAGACUCUUCCAGAUGCCCCUUGUCAUAUCAGGAAACCUUGAGGUCAGUGCAGCAUAGGUACAUCCCUCAGGACCCUCCACGACCCUUUGGGCCACACAGACCAAUGGCUAGGGGGGAGUAUCCACGCCCUAUGGACUUCAGAAGGGGUCCACCUCCCAGGCCUUUCCUGCCCCGAGGAUACAGCUGGCCCUCACCAUAUCACCCACCCUUCCCACCCAGAGAGCAUGAGAACCAGGGAGAGUUUGAGAGGGGGGGUUGCAUAAGAAAGGGAGGUACAGAAGCAGGGGGUAGGGAUAGCAGAGUUGAAGGAGGACGGGCCAGCUAUGCCAGUCAGAGCAGUGGUAGGGGAAGUGUAGGUCCUUAUGGGCAUGGACACCUCCGCCAAUCUCUCUCCAUCACACCUACCCUACUCAGCUCUCCUGAGACCACAGAGGAAGGUGAGAGGCACAGGGCAGAGAUGGAUCUGCGGGAGCGGAGAUCAAAAAGAAGGAAUACCUCAGUAGAUGAAAGUUAUGAAUGGGACGCAGCUGAGUGCUCUGUGGAUCCUGACAUCCUGGAGGCCAUGAAGAUGGAUCAGCCCCAGGCAGGUAUUGGGCGGGGUAGGGAGUUUAGGCGAGAUCGCCCACGCUCCACUGUUGGCCUCCAGGACCUUCAAAGUAAAGGCCUAUAUACCCUGGUCAGUCCUCCUGCAUCCCAGCCUCCUCGCAUCCCAUACAGUCGCUCACUGAGCGAUGCACGCUUCAAUGCCCUACGCCUGGAGUUUCAGGAGUAUCGCAGAGCCCAGGAAUCCUCCUCCCGAGUGUCCUGCCAAACCCCAGACCCAGACUCUGACACAAGUUCUGCUCUUCUUUGA